Molecule: messenger RNA, 2786 nt
Organism: Galleria mellonella (greater wax moth)
Lineage: Eukaryota; Metazoa; Arthropoda; Insecta; Lepidoptera; Pyralidae
Gene: Vps53
Product: vacuolar protein sorting-associated protein 53 homolog
Exons: 14
Coding region: 89-2527 (812 amino acids)
Biological process (GO): retrograde transport, endosome to Golgi
Cellular component (GO): GARP complex
Source: RefSeq, a predicted model, not a curated record
GUCACUGACUGUCCGCUGUCACAGAUAUCAACAAUGUUUUUCUACUUAUUUGUAUUCUUUCAAAGUUUUUAAAGUUUUAUUCAUAAAAAUGGAUUCUUCUGAUAUAAUUGACGAUAAAGACAGCGGGCCGGAGGUCCAGAUGAACUUCCCAAGUUCUGUGAUGAGUAGAAUAGAAGAAUUGAUGGGAGGAACUGAACAGUUCGAUAGCACUGAGUUUGAUCCAGUGGCGUACAUCAACCGGGUGUUCCCGACGGAGCAGUCCCUGUCCGGGGUGGAGAGUGCGGCGGCUCGGUGCGAGUUCCGGCUGUCUGGCGUGGAGCAGGACAUCCGCAGGCUGGUGCGGGCACAGGCUGAGCAGCGCGAGGCUGGACAGAAGGCCUUGCUUGAGGCACAGAAGUGCAUCGCUGAGUUGGCAUUGCAGGUGGCAGACAUAAACAAGAAGGCGGAGCGCAGCGAGAGCAUGGUCCGCGAGAUAACGUCGGAGAUCAAGCAGCUGGACUGCGCCAAGUCGAACCUGACGGCGGCCAUCACGGCGCUCAACCACCUGCACAUGCUGGCGGGCGGCGUGGACGCGCUGAAGACGAUGACCGACGGCCGCCAGUACAAGGAGAUCGUGCUGCCUAUGCAGGCCAUCAUGGAGGUGCUGCAGCACGUGGCGUGCUACGGCGGCAUCCGCGAGCUGGGCGCGCUGCGCGAGCGCGUGCUGGCCAUCCGCCGCCGCCUCGCCGCGCAGAUCCUCGCCGACUUCCAGCACGCCUUCACCGCGGGCAGCAAGAGCGCGGUGUCGCACAAGACACUGUCGGAGGCGUGCGCGGUGGUGGACAUCCUCGAGCCCAAGGUGAAGCAGGAUCUGCUCAAGUGGUUCAUAGACAUGCAGCUGCAGGAGUACCGGCACCUGUUCUCGGCGGAGCAGGAGGGCGCGUGGCUGGCGCACGUGGAGCGGCGCUACGCGUGGCUCAAGCGCCACCUGCUGGCGCUCGAGGACGCCGCCGCCGGCCUCUUCCCGCGCGGCUGGCGGCUCAGCGAGCGCAUCGCGCGCCGCUUCGGCAAGAUCACGCGCGACGACCUGAGCGAGCUGAUGUCGUCGCGGCGGAACGAGGUGGACGUCAAGCUGCUGCUGUACGCCAUACAGAAGACGUACAACUUCGAGUUGCUGCUGCACAAGCGGUUCACCGGCACAGACUUGGAGGCCAGCAACCUGGAGAGCGCCACGGAUAGACAGGCCAACGCAGAUGCAGACUCCAAAGAGGCGCUGGACGACGACUUGCCGGACAUGAGCCGGCCGGGCUCGGCGUGGGUCGGGCUGAUCGGCAGCUGCUUCGAGCCGUACCUCUCGCUCUACAUACAGUCGCUGGACUCCAACCUGCGCUCCUUCAUGGACAGGUUCCUGCAGGAGGCGCGCGCGCCGGAGGGCGGCGAGGUCGCGCCGGGCGGGGCGGCGGUGGGCGGGGCGGGGGCGGCGGUGGGCGUGGCCGGCGGCGGCGGCGGCGGCGGCGGCGGCGGCGCGGUGAUCGCGAGCUGCGCGGACCUGUUCGUGUUCUACAAGCGCUGCCUCGUGCAGUGCGCGCGCCUCACCACCGGACAGCCCAUGCUCGAGCUGGCGGGCGUGUUCCAGAAGUACCUGCGCGAGUACGCGGGCGGCGUGCUGGCGGCGGCGCUGCCGGGCCGGCCGCCGCCCGCGCCGCCGCUCGUCGCCACCAUGCACACGCUGCUGCGGGACGACGCCGCGCCCGCCAGGUACACGAAGCAGGAGAUAGCAAAAAUCACGAGUGUGAUCACCACGUCGGAGUACUGCCUGGAGACGACGGUCCACCUGGAGCAGAAGCUGAAGGAGAAGGUGGCGCCAGGGCUCGCCGACAAGAUAGACUUCGUGUCCGAGCAGGACCUCUUCCACAAGAUGAUCACCAACUGCAUACAGAUGCUGGUGCAAGACCUGGAGGUGGCGUGCGAGCCGGCGCUGCAGGCCAUGACCAAGAUAUCGUGGCUGCACUUCGACACCGUGGGCGAUCAGAGCUCAUACGUCACGCAGAUCAUCAUGCACCUGAAGAACACCGUGCCCCACCUGCGAGACAACCUGUCCUCCUCCAGGAAAUACUUCACCCAAUUCUGCAUACGAUUCGCCAACUCGUUCAUACCUAAGUUCAUACAGAACAUAUAUAAGUGCAAGCCGAUAUCGACGGUCGGCUCCGAGCAGUUGUUACUCGACACGCACAUGCUCAAGACUGCACUACUCGAGCUGCCCUCUAUAGGUUCAGAGGUGAAGCGCCCCGCGCCGGCCAUGUACACGAAAGUCGUCAUAAAACUGAUGACGAAAGCGGAAAUGAUAUUGAAGCUGGUGAUGGCGCCACUGGACGGCAACCUGGAGGGGUUCGUGGGCCAGUUCGUGCAGCUGCUGCCGGAGUCCACUGUGGCCGAGUUCCACAAGGUGCUGGACAUGAAAGGGGCCAAGUUGUCCAAAGCGCAGUUGAGCUCUUUGGACGCGCUUUUCAAACAAACCGCUAAAUCUGUCAACAGCAAUGUAAAGUAAAAAGUAAAUAUCGACGGUUAACCAGAAAUAUAUGCUAAUGGACAUUUAUAUAAAUAAUAUUGUAGUCCAGGAAAGAAAAAGACUUCAUACAUGUAUGUAUGUAUGUAUGUAUGAAGUGUUUUUUUUUUGUUAUUUUUUAUUUUCUGUCACGUCUGUAUCCCUAUUAAGGUAGGCUGUUUCUGCCUAUACUUCAGUUGUGACAAAACCAAUUAUAUUAAUCUAAAAACUAUAUAUAUAUAUAUAUAUAUAUAUAUAUAUA